Phytophthora nicotianae INRA-310 is the source of this 1282-nucleotide messenger RNA. RefSeq lists its product as hypothetical. Lineage: Eukaryota; Oomycota; Peronosporomycetes; Peronosporales; Peronosporaceae. The transcript has 2 exons. The record is from RefSeq and is a predicted model, not a curated record. Bases 1 to 999 code for a protein of 332 amino acids.
AUGGCUGGUGUAGUCCGGAAAGAUACUGGAGUCGAUGAUGAAAGAGAUGACCGUCGUGGAGACCUCUCAGUCGACGUGGAAAUCAAUGUUUCUCGUGGGGAGAGCAUUCGGUCCCUCCAAUGCAGUGGAAAAGAAGGUGAAAGUGCCGGCAAUGCGACAGAAUCGGAAGUCCACGAGAUUGAGAAUGAUUUUCGUGGUGGUUGUGGAGAUAGGGCCAGCCAAAGGGCCGAUAAAGACGAUCAACACGAUGCGUUUCGUGGAGCUGGAGUGGGACGUGGUUGUGGCGGUUACGAUCGUUGCGGUACUGCUUUGGCUGGUGUUGCGGAACCGGUCGGUGUUGACGACAGUGAGGGCGACGCACAUGACAGUAGUGUUGCAGUUGGCACUGAAGUCAGUAAUACUCGUGGGAAUAGCACAGCCGGUUGGACUGGGGGCGUCGCAAGUGUAGAUCGCGCAGGAAUGCCUGUAGGCAUGUCGCGUAAACGAAGUGUAGCUGCAGUGGGAGAUGAUAACAAUUUGGAAGAUAAUGAACGAGAAGAAAAGACUGAUGAAGGCUCACGUUUAUUGGGUUUACCAAAUAACACUGUGCGGUGGCGAGACACAAUGUUUAAGAAGCACAUGCAUUUUGUUUCAAGUGAAGUCCUCCAACCUGGAAUUGAAAAUUACCGAACACUGACAAGAACAGCGUCGAAACCUAGUUGGUACUCGCUAACUACGGUUCCAGAAUGCGAAUCUAUCCCUCGAGAUGCCGUUCUUGAGAAUCUAGGACUAGACCAACCCGUUCCGGUCGAAUUUGACCCAGACCUCAGUCUACGGACCAGUUUGAAGGAGGUUGAAGCCGUCAAAAACAUGAAAUUCGAUCCGAGGAUCAAAAUGGAGGCUCCGACUGAUUUGUACAGUCACGAUGACGACUCGACGACAACCCGCGUGCGCCCUGAGUGUACCUACGUCUUUACGCGCUCAGCCUCCUUUAGCUUCCUAGCCUACAUUCCUCUUUAGUUUUGGCGGCAAGUGGUGAACUAAAUAAACGCAUACGCAGUUGUGAAAGGAGUUCGACUGUUGCCUCCCUUACACUCUCGGAAUUGAUGAAAUUUAUUGGAAUUAUUGUAAUUAUGAGUAUUAACGACAAAGGCGAGUAUAAUAACUUCUGCCUGAAGAUGCAAUACUGGCCAAUCAGAACUCUUCAGGCCUGGAAAAUACUAUGGUCUUACGUCGGUUCAAGCUGAAGAAAAUGUUUUUGUUUUAGGGCAUCAGACAGAGCGAUGCCGCAGCAAGAAUUCAC